Messenger RNA from Blepharisma stoltei, 765 nucleotides. Lineage: Eukaryota; Ciliophora; Heterotrichea; Heterotrichida; Blepharismidae. The record is from the annotation of a GenBank genome assembly.
AUGACAGAUCCUUCAUUACUAAGCAGCCAUUCAACAAGCCCAAGCUCAUCUGAUGAUGAUGAACACAAAAAUUUUAAAUUUCCAAGUGACUUAGUAGAAGGCAAACUUUUCAGAACUAGAAGCUAUUCCUCUAGCGGAUCAUUCUUGGAUAAUAUUCCAGAAGAGAAUGAGGAAGAAAUAGAGGAGUACAAAGGGCGAAGGGGUUCACUGCCAGGAGACUCCCUCAGCCUCCGUGGAUCCCCUAGAAGAAAAGAUGUUUUUCAUAGCUUAAUUUCUGGUGAAAAAUUCUUAGACGACAUCAGUUUAAUUGAUAAGCCGAAAAAGAGGUUUUCUUUUGGAACCACUGAAGAGCAAGUUAUUCCAGAAGAGGACUUGCAAGUUAGCGAUAAAGAUUUUGGGACAAGAGUAUCCCUUCCUGUUGACAAAAAGGAUGAGCCCUAUAGUGUCAAAAGAAGGAAUCCAUUUGAGGUCCAAGAAAGCAUUGUUGAGGAAAGGGUUGAAGAAGACAGACAAAUCGUUAAGCAUGACGAAUUUUUAAAAGUGUUGGAAAGAUAUGAGCCAGAAGAAUCUCCACAUGCAAGCUUCGUUUCGAUUUCUGCAGAGCCUAUUAAUGAAGUUGAAGAGGAAGAAGAAGUGCUGUUAAAGCAUGAUGAAUUUCUUAAAAAAAUUACAAAGCAGGAUGAGAAUUUUGUAAAUCAGGAUGGAAUGAGAAGCAGCCUGCAAGAAACUGUGGAAGAGGAGGAUGAAGAUAUAAAGGAUAAUUAA